ACAGGAAAUUGUAAGAAGAUACGGAACUAUUUUGUUCUGUGUAGUAAAGUUGCACGCGACGCAUACUAAUUGAUUUUCAGACCCUCUGUGCCUCAAAUCAACACAAUGGCCGACCAGAAAGCAUCCAAGUACUACGCUGCCGAGGAGGAGGCGCAGAUGAAGAAGGCGCGCAAGACAGCCCACCCCACCAAAUACCGCGAGUCGCUCGCCCCAGGAACUGUCCUGAUCCUCCUCUCUGGCCGUUUCCGCGGCAAGCGCGUCGUGCUCCUACGCCAGCUCGAACAGGGCGUCCUCCUCAUCACCGGCCCCUUCAAGUCCAACGGCGUCCCAUUGCGUCGCGUCAACCACCGCUAUGUCAUCGCGACCUCGACCGUCGUCGAUAUCGCUGGCCUGGACGAGGAAGUCGUCGCACGCGUCAGCAAGGACGAGUACUGGGCGCGCGAGAAGAAGGACGGUAAGGGCGAGGACGACUUCUUCAAGGACGGCGAGACACCCACAAAGAAGGAGACGGAUCCUCAGCGGAUAGAAGACCAGAAGAAGGUGGAUAAGGCGCUUAUGGCUAAUAUCAAGAAGACUCCUGAUCUGGAGUCUUACCUGGGUGCUAGCUUCGCUUUGAGGAGCAGCGAUAGGCCACAUGAGAUGGUCUUUUAGGCGUUAGCACGAGAACGCGACGUGAACGAAGCAAGGACGAGACGAGACGAGGUCGAGACGAAAACG
Alternaria rosae is the source of this 717-nucleotide messenger RNA. RefSeq names its product ribosomal protein L6e-domain-containing protein. Gene Ontology annotation, biological process: cytoplasmic translation; ribosomal large subunit assembly. Bases 106 to 651 code for a protein of 181 amino acids. Gene Ontology annotation, cellular component: ribosome; cytosolic large ribosomal subunit. The transcript is spliced from 2 exons. Lineage: Eukaryota; Fungi; Ascomycota; Dothideomycetes; Pleosporales; Pleosporaceae. The record is from RefSeq and is a predicted model, not a curated record. Gene Ontology annotation, molecular function: structural constituent of ribosome; RNA binding.